Penicillium oxalicum is the source of this 2337-nucleotide messenger RNA. RefSeq names its product putative Patatin family phospholipase. Gene Ontology annotation, biological process: lipid metabolic process. The transcript has 3 exons. The record is from RefSeq and is a predicted model, not a curated record. Gene Ontology annotation, molecular function: triacylglycerol lipase activity. The coding region runs from base 1 to 2337 and encodes 778 amino acids. NCBI's taxonomy places the organism in Eukaryota, Fungi, Ascomycota, Eurotiomycetes, Eurotiales, Aspergillaceae.
AUGUCGAUGCUGGGCGACUCCACAAUAGUUCAACCAUCAUGCAAUAAAUUGGACUCAGAUAGUGCGGUCUCGUUCGCCUCAACACCGCGGCGGUCUCUGAGAAACUCCCUCUCAAUUCCCACUUUUUCCUCCAUCGUCAAGGACUCGUGGAAUUGGGCCGGAGAGACCCUGCAUUCCUUUCGCGAUGGCUUGUCGGCGGACCAGCGAAGACAGAAGGCAGACAUUGAGAAUCGCAAACAGGUGCUGUAUCUGAAAAUUAAAAAUGCUGUGUCGUACGAGGAGUGGUCCGCGAGCGCGGGUGAGCUGGAUCUGUUGGAGGACAAUGUAUCUUGGAAGCGUACAACGGAGUGCUCGGAAUAUAACCCUGAGCUGGUUCAGGAACGGUUACAGCAGUUGGAGGAGGCGCGUAUCAGCUGCGACGUGAGUCGCAUGUUGUUUCUCGUCCGAACUGCGCUGAGUCGCGAUUUGGGGAACAUGAACAAUGCUUCCUUGUACCGCCACUCUCACACUGGAACGAAGGACCUGAUCGACCGGUAUAUCACGGCUGCGCUGGAUACUAUCGACACCUUGGUGGACUUAUCCGUACAUGGCCGCUGUGACGGGCUUGAACUCAAGUAUAUACUGGACCAGCUCCUCGCUGCACGCCAGGCUUUUGGCCGAAGUGCGCUUCUCUUCUCCGGUGGUGCCACCUUCGGAAUGACCCAUAUUGGAGUUCUCAAAGCUUUGUAUGAAUCAAAGCUCAUUCCGCGCAUCAUUUCUGGCGCCUCGGCUGGUAGCAUUGUGUGUGCGGUGUUCUGCACUCGCACCGAUGAUGAGUUGCCAGCCCUACUGGAGACCUACGUGCACGGGAAUUUUGCCGUAUUCAACGAGGCGGGUCAAGAGGAGAAUAUUUUCCAAAAGACUGCUCGAUUCCUCAAGUACGGGUCCUUCCUUGAGAUCGACCAUUUGGCCAAUACCAUGCGCGCUUGGCUUGGAGAUAUCACAUUCCAGGAGGCAUACAAUCGGACUCGACGAAUUUUGAACAUCUGCGUCUCAAGUGCGGGCACAUACGAACUACCUCGACUACUCAACUACAUUUCUGCGCCCAACGUCUUGAUUUGGUCGGCCGUUGCCGUGUCCUGCUCUGUGCCCCUCGUAUUUCGUCCAUAUACCCUGAUGGCCAAGGACCCGCUUACCGGAGAAGCUACUCCUUGGAAUGACCUUCACAGGCAAUACAUUGAUGGAUCUGUGGACGGUGAUCUGCCAAUGACACGUCUGUCGGAAAUGUUCAACGUGAACCACUUCAUCGUAUCGCAAGUCAAUCCUCACGUCGUACCAUUUCUGCCGAAAGAGGACGGCCCGAUCAUAUCAUCGGAGCCAAGCAGCUCUAUCAUCCCUCAGUGGGUGAACAAAAUGACACAUUUGGCAAAAGACGAGGUGUUAUACCGGAUGAUCGUCCUGUCCGAACUGGGAGUCUUUCCCACCUCGAUGACGAAAGCUGCGUCUAUAAUGAACCAGAAAUACAGCGGUGACAUCAAUAUCUACCCCGAACUGAUAUCGUCUAAUUUCCCACGAAUCCUCGAAAACCCAACCACGGAAUUCAUGUUACAAGCCUGCCUGAAUGGAGAACGUGCAACAUGGCCACGGUUGAGUAGAAUCAGAAAUGCGUGCGCCAUCGAAUUGGCGCUCGACCGCGCCGUUCAACAGAUGCGAGCGCGUGUUACAUUCAGUCCCAGCCGUACAGAGCUGCCAAUGCACUGCUCCAUUCGCCAAGCGAUACACUCGACGGAAAACGGGAUGGGCAGGGGACGUCUCCAGGACAGUCGACAUGGCUCAAAUCACCACGAGCUGGACAUCAGACCCAAGGGUCUCCUGGCCCGCAGCGUGACAGCUCCAGGCUUACGGAAAGCACGCAGCACUGUCUCUCUCGAACGGCCGGGGUCGCUUUCGAGUGUACCCACUCGCCCCCAGGCACAACGGCGUCGAUCGUCCACGACUUUUAGCAAUCGUGCCUUUACUUUCGACUCAAGCAGUGAAGAAGAUGAUGAAGAUGUGCGCGAUUCCUUGGCCUUUUACUCUCACUAUGCCCCUUACCGAGCUUCUCGCGAGAAAUCUGUGGACGACUACGAACGGGGAAAAGAGAAGCAUAGUCCCAUUCAAUCUCGCCGAUCGUCUAGCUCAUCCAUGCGGCGGCGACGAUCGGCCUCCGAUCGGCAAGCCUCCCCGAGAGCUGUUCACUCGGCCAUCGCCCGAGAGGCUUCUCUAGCCUUAUCGCCCUCCUCUCGCCAUUUACUCAAUAUGACACCAUCUUUGCAGCCUGACUCUCCAGAGCAGUCUCGGUCAAAGAUGACUUCUUGA